Molecule: messenger RNA, 2870 nt
Organism: Labeo rohita (rohu)
Lineage: Eukaryota; Metazoa; Chordata; Actinopteri; Cypriniformes; Cyprinidae
Product: olfactory receptor 52A5-like
Exons: 4
Coding region: 163-1092 (309 amino acids)
Biological process (GO): G protein-coupled receptor signaling pathway
Cellular component (GO): membrane
Molecular function (GO): olfactory receptor activity; G protein-coupled receptor activity
Source: RefSeq, a predicted model, not a curated record
GGCUGUUAUAGAGCUUCAUUUUACAGACAUGAAAAACAAAAAGAGACAUAGAUUUGCCAAAGUAAUAAUAAUUAACUGAUCGAAUCUCUUAGGUAUAGUUGAUGCAGGUCUGAGCAUUAAAGGACACUAUUGUUGUUUAAAAAGCAAACUUGGAUUAAAGGAAUGGAUGACAGGACAUUUAACUUUUCUCAUAAAGAACUCUACUUGAUUGGAUUCACGGAUCUGCAAGAGUAUCGUCAAUAUCUGUUCAUUCCUUUUUUGGUCAUCUUUGCUUUCACAUUGUCUGCAAACUCAAGUAUAAUGCUGGUGAUUGUCAAAGAACGCAAGUUACAUGCACCCAUGUACAUUCUGAUCGGGUUUACCGCAGCUAUUGGGUUUAUACAGCCAAUUUUUCUACUUCCAAGAAUGUUAAUCAGUUUUCUGUUUGGCAAAAAUAUGAUUUACAAAGAUGAAUGUCUUGUUCAAAUGUUUUGUCUGCAUAUGGCAGGUUGUUUCCAGUCGACUAUUUUGGUUGGCAUGGCAGUCGACAGAUUAUUUGCCAUUAUUUUUCCCUUACAGUACCAUGACUAUGUAAACUUCAAAUCUUCAUUAAUAUUCUGUUUGUCCCUUUGUUUCCGUAACUUGCUUUACGUUGUUGCAAUGGUUGGCUUGAUCGGGCCGCUCUAUUUCUGUAAAACAAAUGUGAUUUAUCAUUGUGUUUGUGAGCAUACAUCCGUUGUUAAUAUAGCCUGUGGUGAUCUGAGUAAGAACUACAUUGCUGGGACAAUCGGUUUUGGCUUAUUAUCAAGUGACUGUAUAUUUAUAGUCUGCUCUUACAUUGUCAUUUUUGUGAUUAUAGCUCGCUCUCCUUCUGGUGAGUCGCGCCAAAAAGCCAUCUACACAUGUUGCACGCAUUUAAUGGUCUUAACGGUGGCAUUUCUCUGUGCUGUGGUAGCAUUUGUUGGCUACAGGGUUACUACCAUACCUAAAGAUUUCCGUGUGUUAGGUACCUUGUCAUAUCUUCUUCUUCCAAACUGUUUUAACCCAGUAAUCUAUGGAAUACGAACGAAGGAAAUCAGAGUUCAAGUUCUUAAAUAUUUAUCCUUUAAUUAGGUUGAUUCAUAUUAAAACUGUCUCUUUCAUUUUACUUUGUUGCCCUUUAUCUUUAAUUCCAAUUCAAUGUACAUGCACUGUUAGACAUUUCUGUAAUUUCUACAGUUAUUAACUGUAUAUCACCCAGUAUAAUACUGCAAAUUCCCUUUGCAGUAAAUAACUGUAAUAAUCAUUGCAUUAUGGGAAUUAUUUGUGACAUCAGACCCCAUAUACAGAGAGUUACUGUAUUUUUAAAAAUUGCUGUAUACUACUGUAUUUGCUUUAACGGCCUCAUUGGCGGCAUUCUAUUCAGGCCGUUUUAUUUUCCUCAUUUAUCAUAUUUGGAUUGAAACGAUUUGCCCUACACCGUGUCUACAAUGUCAACAACAUGGACGGACUACAUUGAAUGUGUUGCAUCGCUUGUAAUGACUGGAAAAUCCGUUUGUCCUUCAUGUCAGACACAGCGCGAGUGCUUGAAGUACAUCUGUAAGUCAGAAAUAUACCGGGGCAUUACUUUACUGUAAGCAUCCACUGUAUAUAGUAUAUAUAAUGGGUUCUCUAUUGUGUUUUGUCGAGUCACGCUGCACCGCACCACUCGUGUCCAAGGAAGACGCUGCAGCAGGCAGCACCGCGGCGUUUGCCCGGGGAUGAACCCGCGAGAAUGGAAGAGUUCCAGGGGAACAUCUACACUGUGUGUCAAUGCAACUUACGAGAGAGUAAGACCAGCAAGUAAGAGAAGACAUUUCUGUCACCAACAAAGUGGAUGGUGAGCAAAGGUGGUGGCCACAUUUUGGAGCAGCACCUGGGUUGUGCAGAUGGCUGUGUAUUCUUUAGCUGAAUGUUUUUUUCUCCAUUAUGUUUCUGUUGCCUCUAGAUUCUUUGUGAGGAUAAAUCCAGAGGGUACAACAUAAUGCACUGCAAAACGUCCUAAGACAGGAGAAAUGGUGAAGAUGCACUGUUCCAGCAGUGGAAGACUGUAUUUUUAAAUGUUAUACAUGGAUUGUUUUAAAUAAAGUAUUUGAUAUUUUGUGAUUAUUGUGUCGGUUUAAAUUGAAUGCCAGUAGUACCUAUGUAGAGUAAAAAUAAAAUACAUUUAAAUGAAUUCAAUAUAAAAAACCUACUGAAAUCAUUAAAAUGAAUGAAUUACAGUAGUAUACUGACUUUUUUUAUAGUAUUUGGCUGUAAAACAGCUACAGUUUGCAACUGUAAAUUAACACAUUUCUAUAUUUCAAAUCUCUUAAAGAAUUGUUAGGCUGCACUAAUUAGAUCAAUCGGAACCAAAAACACUUUCCAUAACACCUGAUGUACUUGUUGCAUCGUAAGAAGAAUGGCAUCUAUGCUAAUAUUAGUCUGUUUCUUUCUUAUUCCGAGAUCACCGUAGCCACCCAGAUCCAGUCUGUAUCCAGAACAGAUGAUGGAUCAGCACCUAGAGAUGACCUCUACAGCCCUGAAUGUCAGCGGAGACCACUUCAACUGAGCCCCAGAGACAGAUCCCCUGUGAAGACCUCCUCACACAGACAGCCAUCAGCAUAAGACCACAGAAACCAGAUGAAUGCAAGAAUGCAUUAUAAGGAAUGGAGCUUAAAUGAUUUGUGAUGGAUUAUCAACUAAUUAUGCACCUUCCUUGUUCAUUCCAAGAAUCAACUGGUGGCACCAAAUGCCAUUGAAAUUCACAGAUCAGAUGGAAUUACAGCAAGAGGGUGCAAAGAAAAAAAACAUCAGCCUGAAUCCCCUCAUGGUGUUUCUCAUCAGAGAGCUUGUCAACUUUGCCACACAACACAAACUAAUUUUUACUGUAU